Messenger RNA from Thermothelomyces thermophilus ATCC 42464, 810 nucleotides. Its product is annotated as glycoside hydrolase family 16 protein. NCBI's taxonomy places the organism in Eukaryota, Fungi, Ascomycota, Sordariomycetes, Sordariales, Chaetomiaceae. The transcript is spliced from 3 exons. The record is from RefSeq and is a predicted model, not a curated record. Bases 1 to 810 code for a protein of 269 amino acids. Gene Ontology annotation, molecular function: hydrolase activity, hydrolyzing O-glycosyl compounds. Gene Ontology annotation, biological process: carbohydrate metabolic process.
AUGGUGACUCUCAGUACACUCGCCAGAGCGGUCAGCAUUCCCGCCCUUGCCGGCUGGAACAUUGUCUCGACCAUCACCUUUGAUGGCGAAGCCGGCAAGUCGGUAGACCAAUCCACGUGGGAGGUCAUAACCAACAUCCACGUCAACAACGAGGUUCAGGAGUACACCACCUCGCCGGACAACGCUCACCUCUCCGGCAACGGCACCCUGCUCAUCAUCCCGCUCAAGUCCGAGACGGGCCAGUGGACGUCGGCCCGCCUCGGGUCCAAGCAGUCGUUCACGCCCGAGGACGGCAAGACGACGCGGUACCAGUCCGAGCUCCGCUUCGGCGACUCCCCCCAGGACAAGCAGCAGGGCAUCUGGCCCGCCUUCUGGAUGCUCGGCCAGUCCUCCCGCGAGGGGACGCCGUGGCCCGAGUGCGGCGAGCUCGACAUCAUGGAGCGCAAGAACGGCGAGCCCACCGGCCACGGCACCCCGCACUGCGGCACCGGCGACUCCUGCGGCGGGCUCACCAAGAGCGUGCCCCUGGACGGCAACGGCUGGCAUACCUGGGCCAUCGAGAUCGAUCGGACAAACAAGAACUGGGCGGACCAGACCAUCUCCUGGUUCCUGGACGACAACAAGUAUAACAGCAUCAAGGGCUCCGAUGUUCAGGACGAGGACACCUGGAAGGCCAUUGCGCACUCGCCGAUGUAUUUCAUUCUGAACAUCGCUGUCGGUGGUGACUGGCCUGGAAAGCCCAACGACCAGACAGCCGAUGGCAUGGACAACAUGAUGGAGGUCAAGUAUAUCGCUAUAUACUCGAAGUAG